Molecule: messenger RNA, 798 nt
Organism: Alligator sinensis (Chinese alligator)
Lineage: Eukaryota; Metazoa; Chordata; Crocodylia; Alligatoridae
Product: C-type lectin domain family 7 member A-like
Exons: 7
Coding region: 1-798 (265 amino acids)
Biological process (GO): cellular response to molecule of fungal origin
Molecular function (GO): (1->3)-beta-D-glucan binding
Source: RefSeq, a predicted model, not a curated record
AUGGCCCAGCCCAGAUCUGAAUCACUUCUAGCUGAGUCCAAACCAGCUGCCCAGGACUUGCUAGGAAUGCAUGGGCAGGAGGACACCUCACCGUCAUCAGAUCUCAGACUGGAAACACCUCCAGAGCUCCAGAGACAGAUCCCUCGACAUGUUGGGCACAGAGAGCCUGCCCUGGCAUCUCCCCCAUGGUCCCCGAUUCCACUGAUACUCUUGCUAAUGUCACUGUGCCUGCUUUUACUGAUCAGUGCUAGGAUCUACGGUGCUAAGGUCAUGGGGCUGAGUCAAGAGAAUGAAAACCCCACUCAGUGUCCGGUGUCCUGCCCAGACCCAAACACAACCGUUCCAGAAAUGCCACAGGAUCAGUCUCCCGACAAAGAGAAGUGUCCGGGGCGGUGGAGUCACAGCGAGAGCAGGUCCUACCUCUUUUCUCCUGAAAAAAGACCGUGGGCAGAGUGUAAAUCCUCCUGCCAUUCUCUCUCUGCUAGCCUGCUCACAAUUGAUAGCAAAGUCGAGAUGAACUUCAUCAACACAGAGUUAUUUCACUAUUAUGAAGAUCGUGGAAGCAGUCUGUACUACUUCCAGUUCUGGACUGGAUUGUCGUACUACCCUGAAAUAAGGAAGUGGAUCUGGGCAGACGGCACAACUCUCUCCUCUGGCCUGAUUCAGCUCCCAGAACCCAGUCAUGGAACUGAUGCAGGUGGUGCUUGUGUGUAUCUCCAAGUUGGGGCAGUUAAGCUGGGCAGGUGUGAAGAAGCUCUAUUCUGCAUUUGUGAAAAGAUGAAGAAACCAGCUCUGUGA